AUGUCGUGGAGACCAAGAUAUUUUGAUAUAGGUGUCAACUUUUCUGACUCCAUGUUUCAGGGUUACUAUAAUGGUUCCACCAAUGCGAAACACCCUUGUGAUAUUGAAGAUGUUAUAAGCAGGGCUCAUUUGUUCAACGUGGAUCGAAUGUUGAUAACUGCUUCAACAAUCAAAGAGAGUCGUGAACACUUUAAGUUAUGCGAGAGGUAUCAAAACCAAUUCAAUUCCACCGUAGGAGUACAUCCUUGUUCAGUUGCCAGUGAAUUCUAUGAGAGGAAAGGUGACUCUUACAGCGAAAAUUUGAGACCUGAUGUUGAUGAGAAGCUCACAGAGUUGAAAGAAAUUCUAAUUGAGGGAUACAGACUGGGACAUGUAAAGGCAUUUGGAGAGAUUGGGUUGGAUUAUGACAGACUACACUAUUCAACCAAGCACCAACAGCUUGAAAUGUUCAAACUUCAAUUGGACAUUCUCACUGAGAUAGACUUUAGCAUUCCUCUAUUUUUACACAUGAGAGCUGCAUGCGAUGAUUUCAUAAAUGUGCUUAAACCCUAUAUUGAUGAUGGCGUUGUGAAGAAUGGCGUUGUGCACUCGUUCACUGGAACUGAAGAGGAAUUGAACAAAUUGUUAGACCUCGGGUUUUAUAUCGGUAUCAAUGGCUGUUCGCUAAAAACAGAGACAAAUUUGGUUGUGGCAUCCAAAAUACCAAUUGAAAAGCUCAUGAUUGAAACGGAUGCGCCAUGGUGUGAAAUAAGGAAAAGUCAUGCUAGUUAUAAAUUCAUCACACCAUACCCCAACAAAUUUUACCCAGAGGUUCAAGCUGGACCACUCAACGAAGAAAAACCUCAAUUCAAACUUGACGAUAAUUUACCAUUUCCUUCAAUAAAAAAGGAGCAUUAUACGAAACAUCGGGAGUAUGCGCAGAAGAGAAUAGAAAGUCUUCAGCAUGAUACCGCACCAGAAACUAGACUUGGCAUUCUUAGCAAGCCAUUGUUCAAAUCUCGCAACGAGCCUGUUCAAGUUGGCCAUGUGGCUGAGAUUCUUUGCAAGUUACAUGGAAUCACUGAUAAUUCAGGUGUAGAGAAAUUUAUAGAUACAAUUUUUGACAACUCUGUAAAAGUUUUCCAUUAA
Lodderomyces parapsilosis is the source of this 1128-nucleotide messenger RNA. Its product is annotated as 3'-5'-exodeoxyribonuclease. NCBI's taxonomy places the organism in Eukaryota, Fungi, Ascomycota, Pichiomycetes, Serinales, Debaryomycetaceae. Gene Ontology annotation, molecular function: 3'-5'-DNA exonuclease activity. The record is from RefSeq and is a predicted model, not a curated record. The transcript has a single exon. Bases 1 to 1128 code for a protein of 375 amino acids. Gene Ontology annotation, cellular component: cytosol.